Molecule: messenger RNA, 5276 nt
Organism: Girardinichthys multiradiatus
Lineage: Eukaryota; Metazoa; Chordata; Actinopteri; Cyprinodontiformes; Goodeidae
Gene: tafa4b
Product: TAFA chemokine like family member 4b
Exons: 6
Coding region: 775-1182 (135 amino acids)
Molecular function (GO): receptor ligand activity
Source: RefSeq, a predicted model, not a curated record
AUAAAACAAAAAAACAUACUUCACAUUAUUCAGUAAAGAUUGGCUCUAAAAUGCCGUGAUGUAUUACAUUUCUACCUGAACCGACUAGAGUCCAGGGUUCUCUGUAAACUGCAUGACAUCAGUGAGGGAGAAGAAGCGGUGCGCAGCGGAGCCGGGUGAACUGGGCGGGCGCUGUUGCACGUGUUUUGAAUCGGGGAGGACGGGCUCGCAUCGCGUUGCUCAUGUCCAAUCGAUCCCCGCUCGGGAGGAGCGACGGGAGAGCAUCAGAGUAUCACUCCUGCAUUCCUGUUCCUCAUCACUCUCAUCAUCAUCUCUCCGGCGACCGCAGCGCAUCUCCGUGACAGACUCAGGCAACGGCUUGGUGAAAAGGUGGAGGAGAGGAACUUGUUUAGAGCCAGAGCUCGCUUCGGGGGGAAUUACGCACUUCUGGAGAGUUUUCUGCUCACUCUAAUCUUGAAAUGGGACUCAGUGAGAUCAUGGCAAUCCGCACCCGGUCGCUACUGUUCACCUGAGCUGUUUCUCCGGCGCAGCAGUAAGCACUAUUUGUUUGGGAUCUGGACAAGAGGCUCGGGAGGAUUGGUUCCUUUAAGUCUGGAAGUUGAGGCAGAAAAGUGAAUGAGUGCUCCACUUCUCUCACUUGGAUCCCGAACAGUUCGCACUGAUCAUGUCUUCGAGAUUGUAGAUCCGGAGAGCUCUUCUGUUUAAGGUGAGGAAGAGCCACCAUGAGGUGUACCUAGUGAGGACCUUCCCAGUGAAAGACAGGCGACAGGCAGGAUGAAGCUGAGAGGAAGGUCAGCUUGGCCUUGGCAGGUGGCCUUCCUUGUUGCCUUGGUGAUGCUCUGGGUUGACCCAAUGUCCGCAGGCAACCGCAAUCAUCGGGGACCAACAGUGUCGUAUCAGGUGAAGCAGGGCACGUGUGAGGUGGUGGCCAUCCAUCGCUGCUGCAACAAGAAUAAGAUUGAGGAGCGCUCUCAAACCGUCAAGUGCUCCUGCUUUCCGGGGCAGGUUGCUGGGACGACCAGAGCCAGACCUUCCUGUGUGGAAGCCUCUAUCGUCGCCCAGAAGUGGUGGUGUCACAUGCAGCCCUGUAUGGAUGGAGAGGAGUGCAAAGUCCUGCCUGACCUGAAAGGCUGGUCAUGCAGCACUGGCAACAAAGUCAAAACCACCAAGGUUACACGAUAACGAGAGAGCCACUGUAGCAAAAGGAAACAUGAAGCGCUCCAUGCGGAGAUGGUGGAUGACUCACACAUAUUCACAGUCCUAAGGGGAAUAUAGAGGAAAGGACUGCUGUCGGGAUAUCUGUCACAAAACAAAUGGAUAAAAUGUUCUCAUCAAAACCAUGUGGAGCCACACAUGUUGCAAAUUAACCGAACCGUUUAUUAAUGCCAAAAGACUGCAGUCAGGGUAAAGCAUGGACAGCAAAGUUAUUCUUCUUCUCCACAGUGGACAGUGUGGAUUGUUCCACGGUGGUUGAUCUCAAACACCAAUGCAGCAUUUGAAGCUCUAUUUCAGCCAAGCAUUUCAGAGUGUGACAUGAAGCCAAGGAUGUGCUGACAGCGCUAUCAAACUCUGGAAACAGUGGGACCAAUGAAAGAGAUAAAAGCUCAUAACUGGCAAAUAGCAAAUUAGCAUCAGAAUGCUCUUGUGGGUCAUGUCACCACCACUCACACUGUUUUCCAGGAGUCAUUUCGCAGUUCUAAGUAGAGGGAUUGCAGUAGAAUCAUAACAGAAUAUUAAUAAUACAUGUAGGAUAUUUGCACCCGUCGAAACCAUUUGGGGGAUGUUUUAUUGUUCAAUGCAUCACACAUCUUUUGUUGUGGAUCUCAAAUGACAUUAAGGGGGGCAUUUUAUAAACUGUCUAACAUUCGAAGUACUGUAGAUAAAUACGCAUAUUGUAAACCAUUACUUCUGAGUAGUUCUUUGUCAAAAAUAGCCCAGACUCAUGUAGCUUUACUUACUUGCUGCAGCUCGGAAAAAUAUGAACUUGCAAAGUAUGUCUUAUUUAUUUAUUUAUAUUUUGCCAGAGACAUUAAUGAGCACAUCCGCCCAGAGUUUUGACUUUUUGAUCUGCUGCGUCCAGUCUGUGGCAUUUCUUAUGGCAAUAGUUUUUAAGGAGGCUCAUAAAUGUUUAAACAAAGAGAAUGAUUUGUCUUUAUGUAGUUGCUACAAUUGAUUGAAACUGUUUUUUUUUUUUUAGCUACAGUGCCUUGCAAAAGUAUUAAAACUUCUUGAACAUUGUUACUUUGUCACAUUAAAACCACAAGCCUAUGCAUGUUAGUUUGUUUGUAUGCAAUAAUCACAAAAUAGUUCAGAAUUGUUCAGUGGAAGAAACAUAAUGACAUCCAUGCAAAUUAUUGUACAAAUAAAAUCUACAAAGUGUGGUGGACAGUUGUAUUUUGCUCCCCUGAAUUAAUAGCUUUUACAACCAUGUCUACCAGCUUUGAACAACUAGAAAAAGACAGAUUUUGUCCAUAGUUCUUUUUAAUGGGAAGCAUCUUUGAAAAUUAUUUUCAAAUGUUGCCACAUAUUCUCAGUUAGAUUUAGCGCUUGACUUCGACACAUUGUAACAUGUCUCAAUGCUUGGAUAGCUAUAUAUUUAUCAUUAUUUUGUUCUGUGAACUCCGUCCCAGUCUCAGGUCUGCCACUUCCAGAGGAAACAUGAAACACCUUCAAGGACUGCCCAUAUCUAUCUAACUUCACCUAUUCUCCCAUCAGCUAUGAUCAGCUUCUGUGUCUCUGCUGAAUAAAGACCUCUCCACAGUAUGAUGGUGCCACUGCCACGUUUUAUCAUGGGGAUGGUGUGUUCAGUGUGAUGUGCAGUGUUAGUCUUCCACGAAACAUGAUGUUUUGCAUGUAGGUCAAAAACACAUAUUUUCCUCUCUUCUGACCACUUCUUACCAAACAGGAGAAUGUUCUCUUCGCUGAGACCGUUCUUCCACAUGCUUGCCAUGUCUCCUUCAUGGAUUGUGUUAAACUUUAAGAGAAAUGUUAUACUUCUUACUCUAAGGCCAAAUUUGUGGAUUCUCUCAUUCUGUGGAUCUCUGCAGCUUCUCCAGAGUUACCAUGAGCUGCUUUCUUUGAUUAAUGCUUUCCUUGCCCAGUAUGUCAGUUUAGUUGAAUGAUGGAAUGAGAUGUUUGAAGCUUAGGAUGUUGUUUUAUAGACUAACCCUGCUGUUAACUUCUCCACAGAGUUUGUCCUGUGUUCCUUGGCCAACAUUUUGCUGUUUGUUCACUAAUGUACUCCAACAAACCUCUGAAGUUUUCACAGAGCGGUUUAAUUCAUACUGAGAUUAAACUACAUAUGUCGGUUGGAUAGCACUGAAUUUUAUUAAUUUAACAAUUCUGCACUACUUUGUAUUUGUCUAUCACACAAAAUCCUCAUAUAAUAUAAUAAAGUUUGUGAUUGUGAUACACGUAAAAAAAGCUCAAGGGUUAUAAAUACUUUUGCAAGGCACAGUAUGGGUCUUUGACUUUCUGUGGUCACUCUUUGACAUUUCUUUUGUCAUUUGUUUAUAAGGAGGCCCACGAACACUUAAAUACAGACAAUGAUUUUGCUUUAUGUUGUUCUUGAGGUUGAGUAAAAAUGCAAACUAGUUAAAUUAGUAAGGUUUUGUUGCUAUCUUUAUCAAUAGAAUGAUUUUUUUUCUGCUUAACAUUUUCCAUUGAUUGUAUUUACAGUAGCGCCAGAUCAAUGCUUCGGUGUGGUUGACAGAAAUAAUUGCUGCAGAUAAUGUCAGCUUUACAAAACCUGCUUUUUUCCUCUCUUCAGGCUUGAUCAUUACUGCAGUACAACAGUGUCACACAGCAAGCAGCCAUCACACUUUUCGGUCUUCUCUGUCAGUCUCUGUGUCCCUCUCUGAUGCUCCUCUCUAAGACACUGACAAAGUGAUAACACUGUUAAAAGCAAAGUUUUGUUCCACCCACUGCAUCACAGUUUUUUUGCUUUAACUAGAAUGCAGUUUUUUUUUUUUUGUUUUUGCUGUCAUGCUUUUUGAAAUGAAGUUUUCUCUCCUGGACAUACAUCCAAAUCUUUUUCACAUGGUAUCAAGUCUGCCUCUCUGAUAUGGGAAUGUGUUGGGUCAGCAUGCCUGGGGUUAGCCUUCUGGGGCCAGCUCCUCUGUGGCUGAGAGUCUCUGCUUUUUAGACACGCUGCCUUGUGAGCUCUGAUAAAUGUUUGGGUGCUGAGCCAUUGACUCUCCAGCUCCAGUGCUGAGCUCUGAGCCAGAGGGAGCUCGGGGACGGCAGGGCUACCAGUUGCAGGCGGCUCCACUCUCUCAUUACUGAGAGGCCUGGAUAGUGCUAGUCUUCUCCUGGGUACACUGACAUGGAAUAUUUUUGGCUUACUAGGCAGCAUUGCUGUUAGGCCAGUCACACCACACUGCCCUCUUUCUUUGAGCACCAUCUCAGCAACAAUAGUCUAUUUUGAGAAGAAAAAACAAUGAGAUUCUGCAGCAACAUUCAUGCACAAGCAAAAACAAUGCAUUUUAUAAAAAAGAAAAAACUUGUACACCUACAUUAGGGAAAACUUACAGGUGCAUCUUAGUAAGUUAGAAUAUGAUUAAAAAAAGUUAAUGUUAACUAAUUCACUUCAAAAUGUAAAACCCAUUUAUUAUGUAAAUUCUGGGUAACAGCUAACAAAAGCAAAAUUCAGAGUUGCAGAAAAGUUGUAUAUUAUAUGAGACUGAUAAAAAGUAUUUACAACAGAAAUGAUGGCCUACUAAAAACUAUGUCAAUGAUUACUUGUUUGGACCUCCCUUUGCAUGACUUAAUACAUCUACAUAUAGGAGACAAGAAGACAACCAGCCUCUGUGUUAAAGAAGCUCUGAUUGCUUUACAGUAUGAGCAACCCAAAGCUCAUCUGUAUUGUUGGGUUUAAUGUCUCUCAUUAUCUUCUAGAUCAGCAGUUAUCCAUGUUGCUUGUGCAACAUUUCCAACAAAAUUUUUUCUUCCACCAAAUUUUCCAUGUGUAUGAUUGGAUAAAACCCUCUGUGAAUAGCCUGCUUCUUUAGCAAUUUUUUGUAGCUUACAUUCCUUGUUGAAGAUAUGAAUGACUGUCUACUGCUGGACUACUGUCAAGUUCGUAGUUUUCCCCAUGACUGUGUGGACCAUGAAAUUACUAUAACAUAACAUUUCUGUAUUAAAAUACUGCUUUUAUUGGUCUAAUGAAAUAUUCACAUUCUUUGCAUAAACAUGUGGAUAAACAUAAUUUGGGAUUUUUAUUGACUGUAUCUUUAUUUUCAUCAAAAGUGACAGCAAUAAACUUUAAAAAUAUUUUA